This is a messenger RNA of Anarrhichthys ocellatus (wolf-eel), 1366 nucleotides long. Its product is annotated as cell division cycle protein 123 homolog. The transcript is spliced from 7 exons. Gene Ontology annotation, cellular component: cytoplasm. The annotation marks the transcript as partial. NCBI's taxonomy places the organism in Eukaryota, Metazoa, Chordata, Actinopteri, Perciformes, Anarhichadidae. The record is from RefSeq and is a predicted model, not a curated record.
CCAAACCCAUGUGAUGCUACAGAACAUGCAUACAGUUUGUAUCUGUCAUUCAUUUCCUUCUGCAGAUUCCUCGCAUGCAGUGACCAGGACUCCCCAGAUCCGGUCCUAAACUAUGAGCUGGUCCUGAGAAAGUGGAGCGAGUUGAUUCCUGGCGGAGAGUUUCGCUGCUUCGUCAAAGAAAGCAAACUGAUCGCCAUCUCCCAGAGAGACUACACGCAGCACUACCAGCACGUCCUGAAGCAGGAGGAGCAGAUCCUUCACGCCAUAGAGCAGUUCUUCAGCCAGCACAUCCAGUACAACUUCUUGGACGAGGACUUUGUGCUUGAUGUCUACAGAGACAGCCAGGGGAGGGUGUGGCUGAUUGACGUGAACCCAUUCGGAGAGGUGACGGACUCGCUGCUGUUCAGCUGGGAGGAGCUGACGUCUGGUGGGGAAAUCGCCCAGCAGCAGGAAGGCCCUGCGUUCCGCUGCACCACCAGCGAGGUGACGGUGCAGCCCAGUCCCUGUCUGAGCUACCGAAUCCCACGGGACUUUGUCGACCUCUCCGCUGGAGAAGACGCUUACAAACUCAUCGACUUCCUCAAACUGAAGAAAAGCCAACAGGAAGAUUCUGAGGAGGAAGAGGAGGAGAACGCUCCACAGUGACACAGUGUAUCUGGAAGCAGCAGAGCAGCCCUCCACAUGAUGUUUUCCUGCAUGCAGUGACUCUUUCACCCCCUCUGUCCUGUUUUCUCUCACGCUCGUCUGUGAAGGCUGCGCCGUGUACCCGGGGUUCCUCCAGUAGCUCCCCAGCGUUAGUCUAAUGGAAAUUGUCGAAUUGGCUGAUCGUGUGUAAUGGCUCUCUGAGGAUUCAUUUUGUGCCGCUGAGUGUCUGCCGUCUUUGCCGAUCGUAAUGGCUCGGUGAGACAGGAGAGGGGAGGCCUCUGCGGUGUCUGUUAGUUGUUCAUUUCUGUGUUGGUGGGGGUGGAAUGAUUUGUUUUUUUUUUAAUGGAGGGUAAUAAAAUGUAAGCGGAUGUAUUCACAAACACUGUAAGGAAUGCCUGCUUUUAUGCUUUAAAAUAAGCGUGUGUAAUAGUUCAUGUAUCUUUAUUGCAGCCCAAAUAGCGUCCCCAAAUAGAGUUAAGAAAUGAACUAGUCAGCGCACACGUUUCACCGUCCGUGUGCGUCGGACUUUUUUAUUUAACACCGACGCCGUUCAUCACAGUCACCUUUCAUUUCUUCACCCACCUCACCAAUUUCCCUCUGAGCAGUUUCGACACCCUCAUUGCUCCGAGUGCUCUUUUCCAGCUCUGUUUUUCCCCCCAUCAUGCAUCACUGUAGACUGUUGCUCCAAAAAGAAAAACACCAUUAAACUUCUUGUCGUGUA